Pollicipes pollicipes is the source of this 1867-nucleotide messenger RNA. Its product is annotated as serpin B4. Bases 389 to 1519 code for a protein of 376 amino acids. NCBI's taxonomy places the organism in Eukaryota, Metazoa, Arthropoda, Thecostraca, Pollicipedomorpha, Pollicipedidae. The transcript has a single exon. Gene Ontology annotation, molecular function: serine-type endopeptidase inhibitor activity. The record is from RefSeq and is a predicted model, not a curated record.
AACGCAUGGAAGACCCAAUAAACUUGGCACGACUCGUAUACUAGUGAUACGUCAGACGGGACGUCAGGGCGUCCCACUACGUCAGAGGUGCGCCAGUAGGACGUCAGAUACUAGUGAACACGGGAGACGGGGCAUCAGGCGCGCUAGCGACGGCAGCAGCAACGCGUCACAACCAGGACACUGCCGAGCGCGGGCGGUGACGUAAGUAACGGCCAGCCGGCUCCAAACGAACUUCGCUCCCCUUGGUCCGCCGGCCGACCGCCCGGCUCUCACUCCUCGGAGUGCUGCGCUGCUGCCAGCGCUCUAGUUGAGUUGGUCUGUUCGCCAGCCAGAUCAAGCUUCCGCUGCUGGCGCCGACCGCCGCACGCCAGGCCCGCCGAUCGCCAGCAUGGAGCACGUCACUAGCCACCAGAGCAAGGCAGCCUCGGACCUGUACCGGGUCCUGGCCGGGGCCAGCGCUGACAACGUGUUCCUCUCACCCUUUAGCAUCAGCACGGCGUUGUCGAUGGUGUUCGGCGGAGCGGACGGCAACACCGUUCUCCAGAUGCAGCAGGCUCUGGCGCUACCUGAGGACAGGGUAGCGCUACACAACGGCUACAGUCGGGUACUGAAGAUGCUGCAGGAUCCGCCGGACGUCACACUGAACACGGCGAACAAGCUGUACGUGCAAAAUGCGUACAAGAUCUUGGACACCUACUCUGGUCUGCUGGAGAAGCAGUAUCUGAGCGAGCUGAAGAGUGUUGACUUCGGCGACGCCGCCGGUACAAGCAAGCUGAUCAAUGGUGAUGUAGAGGCACUGACAAAGGGAAAAAUCAAGAAUCUAAUCGAUUCAGGUGCUUUGAGCCGAGGUGUUCGUCUUGUACUUGUGAACGCCAUCUACUUUAAGGGCUCGUGGAAACAGAAAUUUGCGAUCGAAGCCACAAUGAAACGGGACUUUUUCAUCAGCCCGGGAAUCGCUGUCGGAACAGACAUGAUGCAUUUGGAUGAUGUGAGACUCAACUGUGCAAGCCUUACGGACAUUGCCUGCAAGGCCCUUGAGCUGCCUUACAAGGGAGAAAGGUUUAGCAUGCUUAUCCUUCUUCCCGACGAAAGGGAUGGCCUGAGGUCCCUGGAGGAGAAACUAUCGACCGCGUCGAUCCAGGCCAUCUGCGCCAAGCUUCACAAUCAGAUGACGAUGGUCGUGAUGCCGAAGUUCAAGCUCGAGACAACUUACGACCUCGUCGAUCAUCUGAAGAGACUUGGCAUCAUUGAUCUCUUCGAUGCAAACGCAGCCAACCUGUCUCGAAUUUCCGACACUAAGGACCUGUCCGUGUCCAGCGUGGUACACAGGGCGUUCAUCGAGGUCAACGAAGAUGGCAGCGAGGCCGCCGCUGCUACAGCUAUGGUCAUGGUGCAGUGUUCAGCGCCCGUGCACACAUACAAGUUUGAGUUUGUCGCCGACCAUCCGUUCUUCUUCGCCAUCAUCGACAGCAAGACUGGCCUGACGCUGUUCUCGGGCCGCUACAUCAAGCCCGAGUAGCUAGCACAGGCCAGAUGCCUUGUAAUUCAGAGCAACUGAACGUCUCACCUUUGCGUGUUUUAAUUAACGACGUCCAUUGGCCAUUCAUCUGAUCGUCCGAUUCCGCAACGAUUGUCCGAUUCCCGCAUCCGACGAGUAACCGAGUGUGCAGUAGAGUACAGCGCGUCAGCCCAAAUCGUAUUUUAAAGUCGGAAUAGAUGUUUUCUUAUGCACAAUUAAAUGUAAAGGCCACUGACCGUUUGCAUUUAAUUGGAGGUGUCUUUGCGUUCCAAAAUUGCGCAUUAAUGUGAUCGGUUUGUGGUGAUUUUAACGUGGCAACAAAUUUUUCCUAGAUCAUCUCUGAUGUGA